AUGUCUGUAAACGAGAGUGUCAACUCUUCGACCGAAAAGGAAACCCCAAGAUGGGAGAACAAGUUAUUUGACUUCAUUUUGGACCUUGCCAACGAGAUAGAUGCAGAUGCCCCCGUUUUAGACAAACUUGUAUUGGUGAGGAGCGAUCUCAUUACAAUCUUUGAGGAAACUAUCAAUCGCAAAAGUUGGGAAGGCCAACUUCUUUCAGCGUUCGAGCCGAUCGUCAAUGAUCUAGAGGCAGCAGGGCAAGUGGAAGGGGGCAGAGCUUAUCUAAAGAAGCUCCUUCCAAUUUUGUGCUCAGAGUUAGUUUUAGAGCGGGUGACCCCGGUGAUUCAGAUGAUGAUCAAGGAUCUGUGGGAAAAAAUCCGAUUCACAAACGAAAAACGCAAAAUUUGGGAGGGCAAAAUUCUUUGGGCCUUCGAGCCCAUCUCCAUGGAAAUGGAGGCACAAGGCCAAGAAGAAGCGCGCAAGUAUUGGGAGGAUGAACUCCUCAGAAUAAUGGGGACAUGCGCUAAUCUAGUGGCUACUAGUCAAGACGAUCCCCAAGAAGAAGAAAUCCAAAAUCAGCAUCUCCGGGACCUUAUAAUCAAAGAGAUAGACCUGCAGAGGUCAACAGCUGCUAACUAG
This is a messenger RNA of Venustampulla echinocandica, 627 nucleotides long. RefSeq lists its product as uncharacterized. The transcript has a single exon. The record is from RefSeq and is a predicted model, not a curated record. Lineage: Eukaryota; Fungi; Ascomycota; Leotiomycetes; Helotiales; Pleuroascaceae. The coding region runs from base 1 to 627 and encodes 208 amino acids.